Messenger RNA from Alternaria arborescens, 3540 nucleotides. RefSeq lists its product as hypothetical. The record is from RefSeq and is a predicted model, not a curated record. Gene Ontology annotation, biological process: mismatch repair; nucleotide-excision repair. Gene Ontology annotation, molecular function: single-stranded DNA binding; damaged DNA binding. Bases 1 to 3540 code for a protein of 1179 amino acids. Gene Ontology annotation, cellular component: XPC complex; cytoplasm; nucleus. Lineage: Eukaryota; Fungi; Ascomycota; Dothideomycetes; Pleosporales; Pleosporaceae. The transcript has a single exon.
AUGCCGCCAAUACUCUCUCGAAAGCGCUCGCGAUCCGCCUCCCCUCAACUAGAACCGCCGCCGAAGCGUGCGCGGGCCCGUAAACCUUCUGCACCCACUCGUAAAGGCAAGGAGUCCGUCUUUCAGACACUGGACGCGCCGCCCAAAGUCAAGCGGACGCUGUCGCAAACAAAAGCUUUGUUGGAACAAGAAGAUGACGACAGCGAAUUGUCGGAGCCGGAGAGCAGUGAGGAUGACUUUGAAGAUGUUCCGCUAAAUGGCGCGAGCAAGGGCAAAGGGAAAGGGAAAGGGAAAGCGCAGGCUGGUGGUGAUAGUGAUGAAAGCGAGGACGAUGAUUGGGAAGACGCUCUCGGUGUGCAUCACCAUACGAAACCAGACCAUGGUCCUGCGCCUGUCAUUACCGGCGAUAUCGCCCUCACCUUAUCUGCCGUACCGAAGACCGCCUUUGAUACAAAGUCUGAUGGGAAGAAAGGGCCAUCCAAGGUCCAGCGGCAGAUACGGAGCGUCACGCAUUGCAUGCACGUACAGUACCUGAUGUACCAUAACCUCAUAAGGAACGCUUGGAUACAGGACAAGCAAGUGCAGACGAUACUUGUCGAAGGCAUGUCGGCCGGGUGCUGGCGCGAAUUGGAGAAAUACUGGAGUGAUGCAGGCAUCACAGAUGGGCCUAGUCGCGUCGUCGUGCAGAAGGCACCAAGUCCUCCGUCCAAGCAGGUGACGAAAGACAAGAAAGGGAAGUGGAAGGACAGUGGGAAGAACGGCGUCAAGGUGUACGAGAGCCCGCAGAAGCGAUCCUCUGUUCGUGAGGAUAAGAAGGCAACGCUCCUGGGCAAAGGCAAGAUUGGCAACAAAGGCGAUAAGAAAGGGCGCGAUUGGGGCGCGACAUCCGAGCCACUCGAACCGAAAACUCCGAACUUGUCAGCUGGAGAUCCUCUACUUCGCCUACUAAGAUAUGUUUCUGCGUAUUGGAAGUCCAAGUUCCAGGUCACAGCCCCGAGCUUACGCAAACGUGGUUAUCUGUCGCCAUCGACACUAGAAGCCGAGAUUAAUGCUUGGAGGGAUGAUCCGGAUCAUCCAGAUACUUUCGGAGAGCGAGUCGAGAGUUUAGAUGCUUUUCGCGAUAGGGCUCGUAAAUGUGAGGGAAGCAGAGACUUGGGAGAACAACUGUUUACGGCUCUGUUACGAGGCCUAGGCAUUGAGGCCCGUAUGGUAGUCAGUCUACAACCUGUUGGUUUUGGCUGGAGUCAGAGUGAAGAAGGCAAGGCUAAGAACCUUGAGAAGCUGAAGGAUGCAAAGCCUGCCGAUAAGGAGACUCCGCAAAAACCAGCAGCAACAAACAGCAAAGCGAAAUCUGGUUCGGCUACAAAGAAGAAAGCAGCAUCUACUGGUGUUGAUAUGGAUGACAGUAGCGAUCUAAGCAGUGUCAUAUCCAUCUCUUCUGACUCUGAAGACGAAAGGCCAGCGAAGAAAUCGCCAAAGUCACGCAACUACAGCGAAGAGCUGCCAUACCCGACAUACUGGACAGAGGCUAUCUCACACCUGACACAUACUCCGAUAUCAGUAUCGCCGCUUCCUAAGACGAUCAUAGCAAGCGCGGCUUCUCCAGACAAGCUCGCCGACUUUUACGCUCGUGGUGCGGCGGCCGACAAAGCGAGACAGGUAUUAGCUUACCUUAUCGCCUUCUCUUCUGAUGGCACAGCCAAAGAUGUCACGACACGCUAUCUACCAAAACGCCAGUGGCCUGGUCGGACAAAAGGCUUCCGCAUGCCAAUCGAAAAAGUACCGAUACACAACAAACGUGGAAAGGUCAAGCGAUGGGAAGAAUGGGAUUGGGUCAAGUCGCUAUUGCGCCCCUAUGCCAGGCCUCACGACAAGCGUCAACCAUGGGAUGAAGUCGAGGACGAGGGCGACCUUGUUCCUCAAGAGCCAGAGAAGAAGAAAGACAUGGAUGAAGAAGGCGGCAAGGAGACGCUACAGGGCUACAAGAACUCUGCUGAAUACGUGCUCGAGCGUCACCUCCGGCGUGAAGAAGCACUCAAACCCGGUGCGAAAAUUGUUCGACACUUCGUCACUGGCAAAGGCGACAACGAGAAGUCAGAGCCCGUUUAUCUCAGGAAGGAUAUUGUGAAUUGCAAGACGCAAGAAUCCUGGCACAAGGAGGGCCGCGAAGUACUGGAAGGUCAGCAGCCUCUCAAGCUUGUGCCUAUGCGUGCUGUCACAGUGACUCGCAAACGCGAGAUUGAAGAACGCGAGCGUAUUGAAGGCGGCAAAGUGAAACAAGGGCUCUACUCCAAAGCGCAGACUGACUGGAUCAUUCCUGAUCCAAUCGUUGAUGGUCAGAUCCCACGUAACUCGUACGGAAACAUUGACGUUUAUGUACCCACCAUGGUGCCGAAAGGCGCUAUUCAUAUCCCACUCAAAGGAACAGCGCGCAUAUGUCGCAAGCUCAACAUCGAUUACGCGGAAGCGUGUACCGGAUUCGAGUUUGGCAAGCAGCGUGCUGUACCUGUCAUAACUGGAGUUGUGAUUGCGGAAGAAAACGAGGAUAUACUCAUAGAUGCUUGGGAGAUUGAAGAAGCGGAAAAGCAGAAAAAGGAAAGAGACAAGAGGGAGAAGUUCUUGUUGGGCUUAUGGAGGAAGUUCGCAAGCGGUCUGAGAAUUGUGGACAGGAUGAAAGAAGAGUACGGAGAGGAUGUCGAAUUGCCAGCAAGAGAGAAGGUGGUACUACCCAAGGAGGAAGACACCACGGAAAAGAAGUCGCAGUGGGAGGUGUUCCAGAAUCACACAGAUUUCGAAGGUGGCUUCAUGCGCGACGACGGUGCAGCUUCUGGUGGUGGCUUCGUGCCUGAAAGAGCGCCCCAAACGGCACAACAAGAUUAUGACACGGCUGGUGGGUUCCUGUCAGCAAGCCAAGACGAUCCUGAACAUGGCGAUCUCACUAUUGAUCACGGUGAGAAGAAGGAUGUACCCCGCGUAUCCGUGGCGGACAGCACAUAUCGCACACCGAUCUCGCUCACACAGGCGUUGCAGCAGCCGCCUAGUGAAUCUGGUGGAGAUUCGGAUGACGAUGCGGACGAUGAUAUGGAUGCGCCACAGGCUCAAGAAGACGAACAGAUCGAAGAAGACGAAGAAGAAGAAAUCAAACCUAAAGCCACUCGCCGCAAGCCAACCGCCACAGCUUCAGCCCGUGGUCGUGGUCGUCCACGUGGCCGCGGAGCAAAGACUGCGACAGUAUCCGCACGGAAACGUAAAUCUAAGGUAAUAGAUUCAGGGUCUGACGAUGAUGCGCUCUCUGAUGCGCCCUCGGAUCCGCCAACACCACCGCCUUCCACCCGCUCAGCGCCAAGGCGUAAGGCUGCCAGGAAAAGUGACGCACAAGUCAAGAGCCACUUCUUUGCCGAAGGAAGCGAUGACGAGACGGAUAUGACGGACAUGACUGAGCGAAACUCGCCAAGGAAGAAGGCUGUAAUACGAGGACGCGGUAGUGGCAAAGGGAGAGGGACUGGACGGGGAAGAGGGCGAGCGGGGAAAGCCAAGUAG